CUGCUUUCGUUUACGAACAGUUUGUUUGAAACUAAUGCGUCAUACCAUUGUUAACUGGCAAUGUUUAACUAACAUUAGGCAAAUUGAAAAAGCUGACUUCACCGUUAGUAGUAUUAAAUUGAUCUUGCUACACACACGGAGGCAAAAUGCUUUCUUUGCUCUCGAGUAUUCUCCUCAUAUUUUCUUUGAGUUGUGCUAAUGGGGCAUCACUACAAUGUUCCGUCACGGACGUAAAGAGUCUUCUGGAGGGAUGUGACAGGUUGACCGGUCUAAACGUGACCAGCGUGGGGGGAACCAUGGUCAAUGACCACAACUGCGACGUCUUGCUUCCAAAGCAGGUGUUCAUACAAGAACCCUUAUUCCAGUACGCGUUGGCUGAUUCGAAAAAGUUCUACACAAUAAUUCUAGUGGAUCCAGAUGCGCCACCACAAGUGGAAGGGGAGUUCUACUUGCAUUUGCUGAAGUCUAACAUUCCUGGGCUUGCCUUAAAAUCAAAGGACAGCAGCAAAACUUCAGGCAUUGAUUACCGAGGUUACAAGCCGCCAACGCCACCUCGCGGGACCGGUCCUCACCGCUACUUCGGCCUUCUCUUCGAGCAGGCGGAUGGAAACAACUUCUUGCCGACCGUGCCAUCGACGCGCUCUCGCUUCGUGCUAGCCAACUGGCUCCGAGGGAAGAACCUCUGUGGACCCGUCGCGGGCACUUUGUUCCGAUCGCAGUUUUAGAUGGCGCUAGUAGUAGAGUUUUAAGCUCAAUCUCUACAAAGUUCGAAGUAAUUUGAAAGUCGAUUAUAUUUUCUUAGCGAUGAAUUAGUAGGAGCGUACCUAAUUAUUGCAAAUGAACUUGCUUUAAGUAUGUAGUAAUUCAUUUGUGUUGAAUUUAGUAUCUGUCGUAUAAGGCUUUUACGCACCCCCCCAGGAAAGUUUUCCUAUAAGAUAAAGUAAGCAUCCUAACAGUCUAAAUCUAGCUCCAGAUUAUGUGUUACAACAUAAACGUAGUCGCAGGCAAGUGUACAAUUGAAAAUCUUGUGAACUUACGAGAGCAGGUAUCGAC
Messenger RNA from Ostrinia furnacalis (Asian corn borer), 1053 nucleotides. RefSeq names its product phosphatidylethanolamine-binding protein 1. The transcript is spliced from 4 exons. The record is from RefSeq and is a predicted model, not a curated record. Bases 147 to 725 code for a protein of 192 amino acids. NCBI's taxonomy places the organism in Eukaryota, Metazoa, Arthropoda, Insecta, Lepidoptera, Crambidae.